UUUGAGCCACCACAACCAGUGCAACACAACAUGAUCACGAUUAUCUUCUCACUUCUGGCGGCGGUGGCUGUUGCUGCUCCACAGUAUAAUAUUGGUACCCCGAUUCCUGCCCCUGCUCCGAUCCCAAGCUAUAAUGUCCCAGUGCAAGCUCCAGCUCCUGCUCCGGUCCCAAGCUACCGGGCCCCAGUGCAGGCUCCAGCCCCGGCACUAGAGUACGGAUCAAAACUCGCGCCUGUGGAGAUCCUGAGAGAUGAUCGCCAAGGACCUGACGCCACUGGAGCUUACAGCUUCGCCUUCGAGACUGCUGACGGUAUCAGUCGUCAGGAGCAGGGCACCCCCGAGGGCCCUAAUGGAGCCGUGUCAGUCCAAGGAGGAUGGUCAUUCACUUUUCCCGAUGGAACUCCCGGAGUCUUCAACUUUGUUGCUGACGGUGCAGGUUAUCGCCCGGAGUCUCCCCUGCUACCCACGCCCCAUCCUCUCCCAGCCCACGCCAUCGCCCAGAUCGAGUUUGCCCGACAGCAAGAAGCUGCCGCCGCUGCUUCUGGAGCAAGUAACCGUUACUCUGCUCCAGCUCCUGACCCAGCCCCUGCCCCGACGAACCAGUAUGUAGUUCCUCCCACCGUCCCUGCCCCACAGAGGACUUACCAAUCCCCACGGUAAAUAAGGACAAGCUAUUCUAAAACGAUAUUUAUACCUAUAAGAGUGAAAUGACACGUGAGAAAACACUGAGACUUAUACAAAUAUGUCCUAGUAUUUGCUAAUGUGUCUUUUUAAACCAGUUUGUUGGUAUCAAUUACCAAAG
Molecule: messenger RNA, 802 nt
Organism: Cherax quadricarinatus
Lineage: Eukaryota; Metazoa; Arthropoda; Malacostraca; Decapoda; Parastacidae
Product: endocuticle structural glycoprotein SgAbd-8-like
Cellular component (GO): chitin-based extracellular matrix
Molecular function (GO): structural constituent of chitin-based larval cuticle
Source: RefSeq, a predicted model, not a curated record